Molecule: messenger RNA, 3010 nt
Organism: Pieris brassicae (large cabbage white)
Lineage: Eukaryota; Metazoa; Arthropoda; Insecta; Lepidoptera; Pieridae
Gene: Pdxk
Product: pyridoxal kinase
Exons: 5
Coding region: 1623-2519 (298 amino acids)
Biological process (GO): pyridoxal 5'-phosphate salvage
Cellular component (GO): cytosol
Molecular function (GO): pyridoxal kinase activity
Source: RefSeq, a predicted model, not a curated record
CAACGAGAUGGAGGGGAUGGAAUUUUGCGUUCUGCCUCGACGUCCAAUGAUGGAAUUCAGCCGCAGUUAUUAGUCCAAACAAUUCUUUAGAGCGGAGCAAAGAAUUCAAUUAAUGCGGUAGAAGAUGCUGAGGGAAGCAACAUGUCUUCGCAAAGCUAAAAGAUCAAGCCGCUUGGAGAAGGAUUGGUCGUCGAAGAUUCGAAACGCUCUUCGUUGAAUACGGUUAAGUGGAAGGAGCUAGGGAGCCCUGCCCAGAGGUGAGAACAGUACUCCAUGUCUGGCCGAAUUUAAGUUUUAUACAGUUGCACGGAGUGAAGUAGCGUCUUGCUUCGUUGAGCACACCAAGCUUUUUGCAGGCUAUUUUAGCUUUUCUCUCCAAAUGACCGCGAAACUAAACGUUCGAUAAGUCAACGCCAGGUAUUCCGAUGCUAGCUGUGGCUUUAAGAAAAGUGUCUUUGAAAAGAGGAGUAGCGAUAAAAGGUGUGGUUUUAGCGGAAAACGCGCACGCUUGUGUUUUGGCGCAUGACCCUGACUCGCAUACUCCCGCUUGCGGCAUAAAAGAUAUUCCAAUUUGAACACCGGAUAAGAGGGGUAGGAAGUAUCAGCCGGGGAGAAAAUUGAGUCCAGUGAGUGUAGAAGGAGUUGCCUUCGGUAAAUUCUUCCGUUUGCCGAGUUGUUCCGAUUAAUACCUGCGGCUGAAUUUCAUCAUCGGACGUCGAGGCAGAAUACGAAAAUCUACCCGUAUCACCUCGAUGUCCGCCGUUCCAAAACUGGGGGUUUUCAAGGCAGUGAAGUAUUUCCGAACCAAUUCGACUUAGGGACCUUCAAGAGGGAAGAGAUUCUUAAAUUGCCGGAAACGUGACCCCUCUGGCAUUGAGAGUGUCCAUGGGUGGGUCCACUUAACAUCAGAUGAGCCUCCUGCCCGUCUGCCUCCUGUAACAUAAAAAAAACCUUACACAUAGAAGCAAUUAAGUCCAAGGGAAAGUCUUCAAUCAGAUGUGGCACAAAGCACUUCUCUCGGAGUUUCCUGUCUAUGGGCUACCUGAUAAAUCAUGCCACAGGAUCUCCAAUUUUCUGGCCGAUUGGAGCAUCAGGGUCAUCAUUAAUUGAGCAUGUUUUGAUUACAAACCCGUCAACGCUGGGAUUCCACAAGGCUGUAUCCUAUUCACGACCAUUUUUCUUCUGCAUAUUUUGGAAUAAAUUCGACUAAGGGUCCUUCAAGAAAAAAAGCGUACCAAUAAUUAAAAGACUGUCACCGCCACUUGUGAGUCCUCUGGCGUUGAGACUUGAGAGUAUCACUAAACAUCAGGUAAGCCUCCUGCCCGUUUGACCCUUUCUAUAGAAAAAUUCGUUCAUAGCAACUCUGGAUAUGCACAAUUUGUAUAAAAUUAAAUGAUCUGGCAGCCCUGGUAACAAACCUUAUCAACAAUUAUGUGUUGUGAUAACUAGUAUAUAUUAGAUUUAUUAGAUGUCUGUGUUAUUAUGACUUCGGCUGUUGCUUGAUAUACGCUUAUUAGUCUAUUAUUUAGUAGGUGUAAAGCCGAAGUAACUUUCUUGUUCAGUUAUUUCAUUUAAAUAGUCUCUUUAUUAGAAUUAAAGAUUUUAGUGGAUUUUUUAUUAUCAUGACUUCAACGCCGAGAGUUCUUUCUAUUCAGAGUCAUGUCGUUCAUGGUUACGUGGGAAAUAAGAGUGCUGUAUUCCCACUUCAAGUUCUUGGUCUAGAAGUAGACGCAAUCAAUACUGUGCAAUUUUCAACUCAUACUGGAUACAAAGAUGUUAAAGGAACUGUUUUACAAAAUGAGGAUAUGGAAGAACUCAUAAACGGUCUUGUUUUGAAUGAUGUUGACUACUAUACACACUUUUUAACAGGCUAUUCAAGAUCACCAGAAUCCUUAAAAAAGAUUGCACAAAUAAUUAAAAAUUUGAGGGUAAAAAACCCUGAUCUAGUUUAUGUAUGCGAUCCUGUCAUGGGUGAUAAUGGUAAGCUCUAUGUGCCUGAGAGCAUUUUACCAGUUUAUAGGGAUGAUGUGGUACCAUUAGCUGACAUUUUGACCCCGAACCAAUUUGAAGCAGAGUUAUUGACUGGUCUGACUAUGAAAGAUUUGGAUGGGGCAGUGAAAGUAAUACAAGCUCUACAUAAUAAAGGUGUGAAAACAGUUGUCCUGUCAAGUACAGACUUAGGAGAUGGUAAAAACAUGAUUGCCAUUGCCAGCAAUAAAGAUUGCUGUUACCAGGUACAGAUACCAAAAGUGGAUGCAACCUUUACAGGCACAGGAGAUUUAUUUGCAGCAUUGUUUUUAGCAUGGUCAUACAGAACUAAAAACAAUUUAAAGUUAACUUUAGAGCAAACAAUUGCCACACUACAAGCAAUUGUUAAAGACACCUAUGAUAAUGCUAGAAGAAUUCAACCCCUUGGAAAGAUUCCACCUAAGAUGAUAGAGCUACGGUUAAUUCAAAACAAGCAGAUUAUUGAGCAACCCAAAAUCACCAUAAUGGCUACGGAGAUAAAACUUAAGUGAUAAAGUGCUUAAUUUGUUGCAAAAAACUUAACAAAGUUAUAUGUUGCAUUUAAUAUAAUAUAAUGUUAUGCAAUGUUAAGAAAGAAGACAAUAAUACUAGUUAAUCAUUGUUUUUAUUAGUGUGGAUAGUAAUUAAGCCUAGUUUAUUACUGUGUCACUUAAAUAUAAAUAAAGUUUAUGACACAUUAAAUGAGCUAAAGUAAUAUUUUAAUUCAUACAACUACCUAUUCAAAAUAAGUGAAAACUUUGUUAUCAGUAGAAUACUAUGGCAAUAUAUAAUAUUUUCGUUGCUUAUUUGUUUUGAUUAGAUAAGGAUAUACAGUAUUAUAUAUUUAUGAAAAUACCACACAAAAUCUUUAAUUAAAAAUGAAACGACCAAUGAAGUCUUCCAAAAAGAUGUCUGUGAUUUCGAUUCAUUUGUUUGAUUGUUAUGUAAUUUUAGCUUAAAUCAAUAUUGUUACAGUAAGGAAAUAAAAGUACAAUUAUUAGUU